Messenger RNA from Corylus avellana, 660 nucleotides. RefSeq lists its product as uncharacterized. The record is from RefSeq and is a predicted model, not a curated record. Gene Ontology annotation, molecular function: oxidoreductase activity; 3-dehydroquinate synthase activity. Lineage: Eukaryota; Viridiplantae; Streptophyta; Magnoliopsida; Fagales; Betulaceae. Gene Ontology annotation, biological process: aromatic amino acid biosynthetic process.
AUGGAAGCUCAGAGGGUGGUGGUGAUCCAGGAUGCAUCAAGAGAAGUUAGUUUAAGCGCCAUUGGGUGGGUACUGCAUGGCUUGUCACUCAAGCCUGGAGAUAAGCUCACCCUCCUUGCAGUCAUUCAUCAGGUUAAAACCCCUAGUACGUUAUCUUUCAUGAGAAGCAAAAGGCCAUUGGGAUAUGGAAGCAGAGUGGAUUCCAGCUCAAUGCUAGGAGCAAAUGAGAGAGUUGUUGAGACAGAAGUUGCUAGGAAAACAAACGAGUAUCAAAAUAGCAUCGAACUUGGUCAGAUUUCUGAGCUGUAUGAAGCCAAGCAGGUUGAAUUUGACAUAGAGGUGACUGCAGGAUCAUCACCUAAGGCGGUGGCAUUGAAAGCAGCCAUAAAUCUGAAGGCAACAUGGGUGAUACUUGACAGGAAGAUGAAGAAAGAUAGGGAAUACUUCCUAGAGAAGCUUUCAUGUGGAAUAUCAAGGAUCAAGCGGAAUAACAAAAUCGAACAGCUAAGAGGACCAAAAGCAAAAGCAAUAGAUAAACACUCUGCAGACAUGAUACGUAGCAGCCAAGUAAUGUAUGAUGAAAUGAUGCCAGGAUCUCCAGAAGAGGAUGAUCUUUUUAGCAUAGAACUUUUUCCCAACUUGUAUAUUAAACCACUUUAA